AUGAUCAUUCGCGACAAUGGAGAGAUUGAGUCCGAAGAUGAUCCAGAGCCAGAGACGCCAGAGAAAGAAGAAGAGCCUGAGGAGUAUGAGGCUGUGCCUGUCCAAGGCAAACUUUUGGUGGCCAGGCGUGUCUUGAGUACUCAAGUCAGGACCGAUAAAGAUGAGCAGCGCGAGAACCUCUUUGACACGCGAUGCUUAGUCCAAGACAAGGUGUGUAGCUUAAUCAUCGAUGGAGGAAGUUUCACCAAUGUGGCGAGUGAGACUAUGGUUGAGAAGUUUGGACUCAUUACCAAGAAGCAUCCACGGCCGUAUCAGCUUAACUGGCUGAAUGAAACUGGAGAAAUGAGUGUCAACAACCAAGUAGUUGUGCCUUUAUCUAUUGGCAACUAA
Molecule: messenger RNA, 390 nt
Organism: Microthlaspi erraticum
Lineage: Eukaryota; Viridiplantae; Streptophyta; Magnoliopsida; Brassicales; Brassicaceae
Source: the annotation of a GenBank genome assembly